This is a messenger RNA of Daphnia carinata, 2531 nucleotides long. Its product is annotated as polycomb group protein Psc-like. The coding region runs from base 331 to 2127 and encodes 598 amino acids. NCBI's taxonomy places the organism in Eukaryota, Metazoa, Arthropoda, Branchiopoda, Diplostraca, Daphniidae. Gene Ontology annotation, biological process: negative regulation of transcription by RNA polymerase II. The record is from RefSeq and is a predicted model, not a curated record. The transcript has 8 exons. Gene Ontology annotation, molecular function: promoter-specific chromatin binding; metal ion binding. Gene Ontology annotation, cellular component: PRC1 complex.
GGCAUGUUUCUAUCAGUCGCCGCCAGGGACGGCCAGAGUUCGGUCCGUAUUUCGUGGUCGCUCGUUGUGCUGUAUAAAUGUAAGGCACGCAACAAACAGCGCCCUCGUUAGGAAAAAGCAAAAAAAAAAAGAAGGGAGGCCAAAGUUUUUAUAUCCCAGUGUCUGCAGUGUCCAUGAAUUUUGUUCUCAAGUGUGAAACAAAGGAAUAUUUUCCUCUGUGACUUUAAGUCUUCAGGUGGUAUACAAAUGAUAACAAACCGCAGUGAUGGCUAUUGGUUGAUGUAAUCUCUACACGUAGUUCCAGUACAAAAAUUAAAGCCAAAAACAACAAUGGAUUCGAAAUCGUUGCCGCUGAGUCGACUCCAGUCGAAUUUAACGUGCUCGAUCUGCCAGGGCUACCUGAUCGACGCCACGACCAUCACUGAGUGCAUGCACACCUUUUGCAAAUCCUGUUUGCUGCAACGAGUCGAGAGUGGAAGGACGUUUUGCCCGCGGUGCGGGAUUCAACUGCAACGGUCUCGUCUGGGCGAACAACUGAAGCUGGAUCAUGCCGUUCAAGCUUUGGUCUACGCUGCCGUUCCCGGUUUGUGGCAAGAAGAACAGCGCAGGCGCAAGCACUUCGUCGAUCAUCAUCCUUUGUCAACUUCGGUGGCCCCUCCGCUACAACACCCGACCUGCUUCUCGCCGUCUGACCCCAUCUCCCUCUCGCUCGACUUCAUACCUCAGUCGCGCGAAGAGGAUUCCAACCUUAACCUGAAAGGCCCUUGUUCACCUCAGACGAUUGGUAGGCGUUUCUUUCGCUGUCCGGCUGCUGUUGCUGUUCACCACUUUCAGAAGCUCCUCAGCCUAAAAUUUGAACUUCCACCUCAUUAUACUAUUGAGAUUCACUGCCAGGGAGAAAAAUUAGCGUCUUCUUUCAGACUGAUGGAUGUCGCUUACAAAACGGGUUGGACUCAGGAGGAGCCACUGCGCUUAGAGUACAAAAUUGUUAAAAAUCCGGCUAGCAAAGCGACAGUGUUAAUUUCCGGAAGCACUGCCGAACACGUCACUCAAUCUAAUCGGUGUCACAGUAGAACGUCGUCUACAGAAUUCAGUGGCAAAACUACCACUGGUGUUAAACGUUCAUCCGCACCUCCGCCAUCUACUCCGGCCAAACAGCAGAAAUUGUCUAUAUCCAUCAAAAAGGCUGCGUUGCAAAAUAAUGCGGAAGAAGUUGUCCAUCGUUCGCCUAUGAAAUCGCCCCAAGAACACGUCAACAAGAAAAAGAGCGGCCGGAAGAAGCGGAAAAGACGGAAAACGAUGGAUUUAAUUCCGAUCAUGGAACCCAUGUACCCACUCAAAGUUAAAAUAGUUGAAAGAAUGAAAUCACCCGAGUAUUCGUGGCCCCGACCUAACGGCGUCGAACUUCUCGUUCAAGCGGCGGAAUUGGCAUCGCGUCAGAAUCCCACUCCGCCGCCGGAAUCUGAAAAAACGGAUGCACCCAAUAGUCCGCCUCCAUUGCUUCCGAUAUGCAAUAGUGAUACGGUGAAUAACAAUAGCAAACCAACGUGUCUCGAGAAAGAAAUUGCGAAAGAAGAUACUCCGCAAUUGACCGGAAUGGCGGAAGAUGAUUUGGAAGAAGACGACAAGUUGUUGAUGGUCGACGAAACGAAUUUGAACAGCAGCAAUGGAAGAGAUUCCGGAAUGGCUAAUGAUGAUGAAGAGGAUGAUUCGGCUGGAGCGUUGGAUCUUUCGGCUAAAUCAUCGCGGUAUUCUCCUCCAGAUGAAUCAAGUAGCAAAACGCAAAGCAAAUCCGUUUCGCCUCCGUUCAUCCAGCAGCGAUCCACCGCGCUUCAUUCGAUCACUGACAGCUUAGCUGAAAGGCAACAACGCAUCCAGCAACAGCAACGCCGUUUACCUACCCAUCAUCCGGAAGCCAUGAGGAAUUUGGUAACGUUGUCUCAGACGGCCGCGUUAGUUCCGCCGCAUCCGCAGCAAGUAGCCACUCAGCGGCUCAUUGUAGCGUCGUAUAUGCAUCAGUUCGCGGCUGCUGCGGCCGCUAGAGCCGCAUCCGCACCGCUACGCCCUCCUAAACCCCCUCAACCGAGUAAGUCCCUAACCCACGGGUUGUUACGGCGUCCAUUCUGAUUUGCUCUCCUAUGUAACUCACUCGCCAGUGCAUAAUUUCUAUUUUUGCGUCAUCUUAUAUAGCCUAUUUGAAACAGUUUCAUGUCCUCCAUUUUUGUUUUCUUGUCAGAGUGCGUUGUUAGGUUUAUUUCUUAAUUUAUAAACAAGCCGCUGUAUAAAAGUGCUAUAGAGAGUUAUGGUUCAAAGUGUGAUGGAAUUCUUUUUUUGGCUUAGUUUUGUCGGAGGUUGUUGUUGUCUCUGUCCACUAUGACGUAACGUUUAUGCGUUUUCCUCCUACAAGAAAGCUUUUUUGAUGAUCCUAUUUUUCUGUUUCUUGUUUAUUAUUUUUUUUACGUGUUUUUGUUUUUGUAUGGAAGAGUAUGCUAAUACCAAAAAAUGUUGCAAAAUAAAUGGUUAUGACGUCA